Melitaea cinxia (Glanville fritillary) is the source of this 468-nucleotide messenger RNA. Its product is annotated as general odorant-binding protein 56d-like. The transcript has 2 exons. Gene Ontology annotation, biological process: sensory perception of smell. The record is from RefSeq and is a predicted model, not a curated record. Gene Ontology annotation, molecular function: odorant binding. NCBI's taxonomy places the organism in Eukaryota, Metazoa, Arthropoda, Insecta, Lepidoptera, Nymphalidae. The coding region runs from base 35 to 448 and encodes 137 amino acids.
UUUCAUACAGUAUUCGCAAAAACAAGAAUUCAAUAUGAAGGCAGUUAUAUUUAUUUUUAUUAUUAUUGCAAUCAGUGUGAAGGCUCACAAUGUUCACCUGUCACAAGAACAAAAAGAAAAAGUUAAAACUUAUACCGCAGAAUGUAUCAAGGAGACGGGCGUGAAACCAGAAGUACUGGCUGAAGCUAAGAAGGGGCAUCUUGAUAACGAUGAGGCUUUAAAGAAGUUCAUCCAUUGCUUCUUCCUAAAAGCAGGAAUAGUUUUAUCUGAUAGAAAACUAAAUAUUGAUGUAGCUCUUGCUAAAUUACCCCCUGGUAUAGACAAAACUGAUGCGGCUAAUAUUCUGAAUGAAUGCAAAAACAAAAAAACUAGCAGUCCGGCAGACAUGACGUUUGAAAUAUUUAAAUGUUAUUAUACAAACACAAGACAACACGUUUUGAUUGAGUAGUGUUUUAUUCUAUAAAUUUC